Messenger RNA from Tympanuchus pallidicinctus (lesser prairie-chicken), 1369 nucleotides. It is a transcript of the gene MSRA, whose product is annotated as methionine sulfoxide reductase A. The transcript is spliced from 6 exons. Bases 1 to 693 code for a protein of 230 amino acids. Gene Ontology annotation, molecular function: peptide-methionine (S)-S-oxide reductase activity. The record is from RefSeq and is a predicted model, not a curated record. Gene Ontology annotation, cellular component: cytoplasm. NCBI's taxonomy places the organism in Eukaryota, Metazoa, Chordata, Aves, Galliformes, Phasianidae. Gene Ontology annotation, biological process: cellular response to oxidative stress.
AUGCUAACAGCGCCACGGCGCCUCCUCCGGCUCUGUGGCUCCACCUUCAGGAUGGGCGAAUCGGCCUCCAGGCUGCCGCGGAAGGAAGAGGCGCUCCCCGGCAGGAGCCAGCGCAUCGCGGUGGCAGAUAAACAUCAUGUCAAUGGAAACAGAAUGGUAGAACCUUUCCCAGAGGGAACGCAGAUGGCUGUAUUUGGUAUGGGCUGCUUCUGGGGAGCUGAGAGGAAGUUUUGGAGACAGAAAGGAGUCUACUCCACUCAUGUGGGUUACGCAGGAGGGUAUACUCCAAAUCCUACCUACAAAGAAGUCUGUUCAGGUAGGACUGGCCACACGGAAGCUGUACGAGUGGUAUAUCAGCCAGAAAACAUCAGCUUUGAGAAACUGCUCAAGGUCUUCUGGGAGAAUCAUGACCCGACACAAGGAAUGCGGCAAGGUAAUGACAUUGGCACUCAGUAUCGUUCAGCCAUCUACACCUUUUCCCAAGAACAGAUGGAAGCUGCCUUGAAAUCUAAGGAAGAAUAUCAAAAGGUAUUGACAGAAAGCGGUUUUGGUGCCAUCACAACAGAAAUCCGGGAGGCUCCGGAGUUUUAUUACGCUGAAGAUUACCAUCAGCAGUACCUCAGCAAGAACCCCAACGGAUACUGUGGCCUCGGGGGAACGGGGAUUUCCUGCCCAAUCGGGAUCAGGAAAUAGCUUGUGCUCAUGGCACCUCCAGUGCUUUGUUCUAGAGAGUUGUUCUGAAAAGGCCGACAGCGAUGAGAGGUGUUCCGGUACCCACAGCAUCAGCACAUCAAGAUUUGGGAUGGCUUGCUGUAAUCUGAGCAGUUUCCUGUUCAUUGACAUUAAAAGCCAAGGAGAUAUGGAAAUUUUGCUUGCUGGCCAAUGCAGCUUCUUGCUCUGUGCAGUUCCCUGAUUUCCUCAUAAGCUUGAAAUUUAGAGAGGAAAGAAACUUCUUAAAGUUUGGCUUGAAAAAACGCUGUUAAAGGGAUGGAUUAUGGAGUGGCUGCACCCAUUAAGCACUUUGCAUAGCUAAUGUCUAUAGGCAUACUUAUUUUCUUGGAUUGAUGAAUUUGUUCAUGCUUUAGCUUUGACUUCUGGAGACAUGGCUGAGCUCAUCUUAGCUAUCACAACCCUGUAAUUUGAUGUCUUUGAGAAUGAUGAAUUUAGAAGAUCAGUAGUUCUCUCACAAUUCCACUUUUGCUGCAACGUGUAAUAUCACCUAUAGUGCCUAUUUUCUGAAGCAAUUUUAGUAAGAAAAAGUAAAAAUUGUAAUGUGAUACUUUUGACAGUUCCAAAAAAUGUACAAACACAGAAAGAAAUCAAUUUGGUUUCCUGCACUACAAUAAAUUACAAAGACAGGAAAGAAAAA